UAUGGAUGGAUCCUUCUAGUGGACAACACCAUCAGGAACUGGAGAACAUGAUAGGAUGCUCCACAAAGAGUCAGCAACAAGAAAGAAAGCCAAGGCCACAACCAGAACAAGCACUCAAAUGUCCAAGAUGUGACUCUACCAACACCAAAUUCUGCUACUACAACAACUACAGCCUCUCUCAGCCAAGGUACUUCUGCAAAUCUUGCAGAAGAUACUGGACCAAAGGUGGAACACUCAGGAAUGUUCCUGUUGGUGGUGGAUGCAGGAAGAACAAGAGAUCUUCUAAUUCUUCUUCUUCAUCAACUACUUCCUCUUCAUCUAAUUCACCUGCACCCUCUUCAAGGAGGCCUCAAGAUCAUCAUGGAUUCAUCUCACCUAAUAAUCCUCUCAUCACUGCUUUCCCUCACUUGGCUUAUGAUCAUCAUCCUUCUUCUUCUCCCACCAGUGAUCUCACCUUAGCCCUUGCAAGGCUCCAGAAACAAACAAUGCCUUUUGAUGAUCAUGAUCUCUCAAUCUUGGGCAACCCCACAAGCUCCCUCUGUGAUAUUCUUGGAAAUCAAGGCCUUAACACCCACAACACUUCAUCAACUGGCUUCUUGGAAGCACUUAGAACCGGAUUCCAAGGAAACAAUAGUAAUAAUAACGCUCUUCAUCAUCAGAAUCUCUACUAUUCAUAUGGGAAUGGGGACAUGGGUGAGGUUGUGGACAAUGGUGCUGUUAAUGCUGGAGACAUGUUGCUACCUAAUCAUUAUGAUUCAGAGAUGAGCAAUGCAGCAACUCAAGCAGUGAGUGUCAGCACCAUGAAGCAAGAACUAUGCAGUGAAGCUACUAAGGUUCUUGGUGGUGGCGCUUUUCCAUGGCAUAACAGUAGUAAUGGGGACACAAACAUGGGUGAAUUUGAUUCAGCAAGAGCAACUUGGAAUGCUGGUUUCACAUCUUCAAAUUGGCAUGGCCUUCUCCAUAGUCCUCUAAUGUAAGAGAUGCUCAUGAAUCAGAAGGCACUGCUGUAUGUGAUGAUGAUUUUCCUCUCACCUUACUAGCUUUGACUAAAAGACCAGUCUUAAUUAGUUAAUUUAAAUCAUCUUUAAUUAGUAGGUUUGAGUUAAAUAGGGAUUUGGAUCUCACCAAUGAUCAAUCCACUCUCUUUUCUUUUGUUGUUUUUUUAUUUUUCUUUUUCUUUUGUAGCUUGCUUAAAUUAUAUAUGGGAUUUUUUGUACUGCUAUCUCUUUUAUUGGUGGAUAGACUAAUGAAAGUUCUGAUUUGUUUGCCAACAA
Molecule: messenger RNA, 1274 nt
Organism: Arachis duranensis
Lineage: Eukaryota; Viridiplantae; Streptophyta; Magnoliopsida; Fabales; Fabaceae
Product: dof zinc finger protein DOF3.2
Exons: 2
Coding region: 6-977 (323 amino acids)
Biological process (GO): regulation of DNA-templated transcription
Molecular function (GO): DNA-binding transcription factor activity; DNA binding
Source: RefSeq, a predicted model, not a curated record